CAAACAAUUCAGGGUGUGGAAGACGUUUUUGUUGUUUUCCGAAUAAUAUGGUGGAUAGCAAAUUAUUGGAAUGAUGAAAAUUAGUCUGUUGUGAAACUAUAAUUCAUUUAUGUUUAUUAUCAGAUAACAGUUAUGUGAUAAAGCACAAUGAUCCUGUUCAUACACCGAUGUGUAGAGGAAUUGGCGAAUUAUAUGCAAGACUAAUUGACACAUACUGCUUUAUCUUCAACCUCCGAGGUCUUACCGAAAGGCAGCAAGAUGACUCACACUUACCUUGGAAAAUACAUUUGCUUUAUGUUUAUAUACUCUGCGUUGGCCAGUAACCCAGGCAGUGGUUGUCAUAGUAUUAAAGAACAUGUGAUAGCUGAACAUUUGGCAACAAAGACACCUUACCGGUUUGUGAUGAACUCAAACGAUAAGCCCAUAAACAUACCAGGGUGUGAGCCACAACGUAUUUGGUUAUUAAUACGUCAUGGAACACGUUAUCCUGGUCGCCAAAUGAUAUUCAAAAUGACUACACAGUUGUCAGAAUUAAGAGAUAUCAUUGUCAUUGGCUAUAGGGGAAAAAAAGAAUAUGGACCAGACCAUAUUUGUGCAAAGGAUAUUGGAAGACUGAAAGCAUGGAAUCUUAAUGUACAAGAAUCACAAGAAAAACAUUUGGCCCAUGAAGGAGAAGAUGAAAUGAUAGAAUUAGCAGAAAGAUUCCAGAACCGAUUUCCUAAACUAUUUCCUGGACAUUUUGACAACAACACCUAUAAGUUUCAAUAUACGGCAACUCAGCGAACUGGUGAAAGUGCUCGAUAUUUUACUAUAGGGCUGUUUGGACGGAGUGGCAGUCUGCACGUGUGGUUUCCAGAGCCACUUGCUAAAGAUCCAGUGCUGAGGUUUUACAAAUUGUGUGAUCGUUGGCGUACACAAGUUGAUAAGAAUCCAGCUACAGUUCUACAGAAAAGGAAAUUUGAAAGAGGUCCUGAAAUGCUUGCUGCAUUGAAGAGGAUAACCACACGUUUAGGCCUCAAUGGGACAAUAGGUGUUGCUGACGCAGAGGUGAUGUACCUUACGUGCACCUUUGAAACUGCCUGGGAGAGGGGUGUUUCUCCUUGGUGUUCUGUUUUCUCAGAAGAAGACCUUAAGGUGUUUGAGUAUUCUGAAGAUCUGAAGUAUUAUUGGGUUGAUGGAUAUGGCUAUGAAUUAACUUACAAACAGGCGUGUCCUGCCCUUAAAGAUAUGAUGGAGCAUUUGCAGCCUAGCUCUGAUAAUGAAAGUGGACAACACACAACUGUUGUUUAUUUUUCACAUUCUGGCACCAUGCUGAAACUGCUGUGUCAUCUAGGACUAUAUAAGGAUUCUGGUGUUUUGCUCCAUAGUAACUAUGACUCAAUGGCCAAUCAGCGCAAGUGGCGUGUUGGAAAAAUUGACAGCUUUGGUUCUAAUUUGGCAUUUGUUCUAUUCCAGUGUGGGAAUGAAGCCAAGUUGAUGACACUGCACCAAGAGCGGCCAGUUGUUCUCCCAGGAUGCCCACAAGAUCUCCUGUGCCCUGUAGCACUGUUUAGACAACUUUAUAGUGAGAGCCUUGAGAACUGCAACUUCCUGGAGAUGUGUGCACUGUGAUACAACCAUUACCCAUAAGUUCAACAAUAUAUUUUUGUAUAUUUUUAGAAUUGACUAAAUGAUUGUGACAGAUUUAUCUGUGUAAACCUUAAAUAUAUUCAGAUUGCUAUUUUAUAAAUUCUGUAUUUGAAACACACAAAUUGGUAUAUUUUCUGUAAAGAGAAAUAGAUUUUCAUGCAUAUUUUUCA
Molecule: messenger RNA, 1799 nt
Organism: Schistocerca serialis cubense
Lineage: Eukaryota; Metazoa; Arthropoda; Insecta; Orthoptera; Acrididae
Gene: Mipp2
Product: multiple inositol polyphosphate phosphatase 1
Molecular function (GO): acid phosphatase activity; inositol phosphate phosphatase activity
Source: RefSeq, a predicted model, not a curated record